AGUCACGUAAUGACCAUUCACCGCCCAUAAUUUUCUUUUAUUCUCUGAAACAAAUUAUUAAUAAUAAUGAAAGAGAAAAAACCAAAAACAAAAAAAAGGAGCAGCUUGACCUCCCUUUUGUGAAGCACCCAUAAUCUUAGAGAUGGAUAUUUGAUAGAUUUCCCUUUGAUCUCCUUUUCUCUUUAAAGAAAAAUUAGUUUUCGAUUUCAUUUUCAAUUUUAUAUAUUUUGGAUUAGAUUUGGUUGGUCUUAGGGAAAAACAAAGGAAAGGGCAAUGUCAACCCCAGCAAGGAAGAGGCUGAUGAGAGACUUCAAGAGACUACAGCAAGAUCCACCUGCUGGUAUUAGUGGGGCUCCUCAAGAUAAUAAUAUCAUGUUUUGGAACGCUGUAAUUUUUGGGCCUGAUGAUACUCCUUGGGAUGGCGGUACGUUCAAGCUGACUUUGCAGUUCAUGGAGGAUUAUCCAAAUAAGCCUCCAACCGUUCGGUUUGUCUCACGGAUGUUUCAUCCAAAUAUCUAUGCAGAUGGGAGUAUUUGUCUCGAUAUUUUACAAAAUCAGUGGAGUCCUAUAUAUGAUGUUGCCGCUAUACUCACUUCGAUUCAGUCUCUUCUUUGUGAUCCGAACCCGAACUCUCCAGCAAACUCGGAAGCGGCUCGUAUGUUUAGUGAGAAUAAGCGGGAAUACAACCGAAGAGUGCGUGAAAUAGUGGAGCAGAGCUGGACUGCUGACUGAAUUGCAGUAUUAGCAAUGUUAUAAAUUUGAAAGUAUCUUUGCUUCGAGGAGGAAGGAUUGAUUUGGAGAAUCGGCAAUGGAGAUGGAGUUCAUGUUUGGGAAGAUAAGUGGCUGGUUGGUUUGGUUACAGGUUUUGUCCAAACCCCUCAUAAUUUCUGGUGACCAAACCUCAAGGUGAGCGAUCUUAUGCAUCGAUCCAGGAGUGGUUGGAAUCGUGAUUUAGUGAUGACGAUGCCAAUGCGACAUUUGGGCUACCGAUCUCCGCUCAUAAUCGGCAAGAGACGAUCAGUGGAGUUUACACUGUGAGAAUAGGCUACAAACUCCUUGGAAGAAUGCAAGGUAUUGGCAGAAUGGAGCAAAACCAUUCGGACAAGGAGGGAUGGAAACUGAUUUGGCUAUCUAAGUUACCACCAAGAAUUAAGAUGCUCCUUUGGAGAGCUGGGAACAACAUUCUCCUGAUCAGCAGUAUACUAGUUCGACAUAGAAUUUCGAUGGUGAUGAAAUAUAUUUACGUGUUGCGCUCUUGUUAAAGUUUGGGACCUCUUGGCUUUCUCAUCUAAAGUCUAUGAAGUUGAAGGAAACUCUUUCUUUGAAUGGCUAAUCAAUUGCUACCCAAAAUUUGGAAUUGGGGAGUUUCGUAGGUGGUGUGAAUCGAUUUGGACAGUUUAAAAUAGGACGAAAUUUCGAAGGAAGCGCGAUGAUGCUUGCGAAGUAGUGGAUUUUGUUAGGACGAUGAUUUUGAUGCAUCCUUUAUUGUUAAAAACACCUUUGCUACCCAUUUUCCCAACAAAUGGAAGCAGCCACCUAGAGGACCUAUGAAGCUUAAUAUUGAUGCUGGUUUGAUUGUUGAUGCAGGGGUGGUGCUAUCAUUCGUGACUCUGAUGGAGCUCUUGCUAGGAAAGUACCUCAAUUGCAAUCGUGCAGCGCGGGUGAUGACACCAGCAUUGCAGUGUUCGUCUGGAGUUAGAUUAAGCUAGCGUAAAGCCAAUCCACGUGGUCACUGGAACUACGAAGCAUGGGGGAUUGUUAUGUCCAAUUGCGGUACGGAAAACAUGGAACCAUGCUGCUAUAGAUUUAGCAAAUUUUGCUUUCAAUGUAAGUUGAUGAAUUUGUUUGGAUGGAGGAAAGUCCUCUUUUCUUGGAGGGCUGUCUUCAACUGAAUUUCUCUAAAAAUUAUAUUUUCAUUAGGGUA
Messenger RNA from Gossypium arboreum, 1924 nucleotides. RefSeq names its product ubiquitin-conjugating enzyme E2 2-like. The transcript has 6 exons. Gene Ontology annotation, molecular function: ubiquitin conjugating enzyme activity. NCBI's taxonomy places the organism in Eukaryota, Viridiplantae, Streptophyta, Magnoliopsida, Malvales, Malvaceae. The coding region runs from base 274 to 732 and encodes 152 amino acids. Gene Ontology annotation, biological process: protein polyubiquitination; proteasome-mediated ubiquitin-dependent protein catabolic process; DNA repair. The record is from RefSeq and is a predicted model, not a curated record.